ACUGCCCGGUAGGUCCGCCAGCUGUCACCAGCCCCGAGGAGCCAUCCUCCCUGCUUGCUCUCCAAACGGUCGGCUUCGGCAAAAUGCCCGCCAGCCAGCCGGCCGCGUCACGUGACCCGGCGCGACGUGCGGGCCCCGCCCACUCCUUCCCUCUGCCCCUAGUCAGAAUGCCGCCCGCCGCCCGCCGCCUCCUCCUCCCAGCACGGCCGUUAGAAAUGCCUCCUGCUGCCGCAGCAAGUCUCGCGAGAUGAUGCCGGGAGCGGACAGCGGCGACGAGAUUUGCUGGCUGGAGUUUGGGAAUUGUCUUGAGAAGGCGGAGGAAAUAAAUAAAUAAAUAAUAGAGCUAGCGAGAUCUAUGAAAGAAGGGACCGGGGGGGGGAUUUAAUAACAAGGAGGAGGAGGGGGGGCUGCACCGGCCGGCCGGCCAGCGAUCUGAUGAUGGCAUCGGGCGAUACGUUGUACAUAGCCUCGGACGGCUCCGAGAUGCCGGCGGAGAUCGUGGAGCUGCACGAGAUAGAGGUGGAGUCCAUCCCGGUGGAGACCAUCGAGACCACGGUGGUCGGGGACGACGACUAUGACGACGACGACGACCCCCACAGCCACCAUCACCACCACCACCACCAGCCCAUGAUCGCCCUGCAGCCGCUCGACUCGGACGACCCGGGCCACGUCCACCAUCACCACCACCACCACCACCAGGAGGUCAUCCUGGUCCAGACCCGGGAGGAGGUGGUCGGCGGGGACGACUCGGACCUCAGGACCGACGACGGCUUCGAGGACCAGAUCCUGAUCCCGGUGCCGGCCCCGGCCGGGGAGGACGAGUACAUCGAGCAGACCCUGGUGACGGUGGCCGGCAAGAGCUCGUCGUCGGGAGGGAGGAUGAAGAAAGGCGGCAGCGGUAAAAAGAGCGGGAAGAAGAGCUACCUGAGCGGGGCCGAGCCGAGCGGGAGGAAAUGGGAGCAGAAACAGGUCCAGAUCAAGACCCUGGAGGGCGAGUUCUCCGUCACCAUGUGGGCUUCAGGUCAGUACCUCACCGGGCCCCCUCCCAGGGCGUGUCCCGCCGCUCCCGGCACCGAGCCCGCUCUCCCCAACCCCGGGGAGCCGCUCUGUCACGGCACGGGGGAGAUUUGUUGUGAGACGGAGGCCAUGUUUUGAUGUGUGACUGGGCGCCGCCAUGUUCGCUGGGCAGUAUGGCUGCCCGAUAAAACAUGGCGUGUCGGGGACGGGGGGGGAAGAUGGCGGCCGAACAUGGCGGCGGGAGCGAGCGAGCGCGCUGAUACUGGCUCGGGGACUAGGCCGCAAUGGCGCACUUCGUGAAGGGGGGAGGGAGGGGCCUGGACAUGGCUGGCUCUCGGGGUGCUUUGCCGCGAGCUGGGUGUGGGGGGACCAUGGCUGGGAGCCCGGGGCUUUGUAUCCAGGCUAUGGCCCAGUCAGCAUGGAGCCUUUUCUGUAUUACUGUAACCCAGCCUGGGGGAGGGGGCUGUGUAUUACUGGGGUUAUAUCUAUCAUUAUUGUAUAUUAGGGGGUUCCCAAUCACCCCGCCCCCCCCAACAGACUGUGUCAGUGUAACCCAGCCUGGGGGAGGGGGCUGUGUAUUACUGGGGUUAUAUCUAUCAUUAUUGUAUAUUAGGGGGUGCCAAGCCUGGGGGAGGGGGGGCUGUGUAUUACUGGGGUUAUAUCUAUCAUUAUUGUAUAUUAGGGGGUUCCCAAUCACCCCCCCCCCCAGACUGUGUCAGUGUAACCCAGCCUGGGGGAGGGGGGCUCUGUAUUACUGGGGUUAUAGCUAUCAUUAUUGUAUAUUAGGGGGUGCCAAGCCUGGGGGAGGGGGCUCUAUUACUGAGGUUAUAUCUAUCAUUAUUGUAUAUUAGGAGGUUCCCAAUCCCCCCCCCCCAGACUGUGUCAGUGUAACCCAGUCUGGGGGAGGGGGGCUCUGUAUUACUGGGGUUAUAUCUAUCAUUAUUGUAUAUUAGGGGGUUCCCAAUCCCCAGACUCUGUCAGUGUAACCAGCCUGGGGGAGGGGCUCUAUGGGGUUAUAUCUAUCAUUGUGUAUAUUAGGGGUUCCCAAUCCCCAGACUGUGUCAAUGUAACCCAGCCUGGGGGGCUCUAUUACUGAGGUUAUAUCUAUCAUUAUUGUAUAUUAGGGGGUGCUCAGUCACCCGCCCAGAUUGUGUCAAUGUAGCCAGCCUGCGGGAGGGGGCUCUAUUACUGAGGUUAUAUCUAUCAUUAUUGUAUAUUAGGGGGUGCCCAAUCUCCCUCUGUCUGUAUCAAUGUAAUACGGCCUGGGAGGAGGGGGAUCUGUAUUACUGGGGAUAUAUAUCUUUCAUUGUUGUAUAGUAUGGGUAGCCCAAUCUCCCCAGACUCUUUCUAUUGAUGGACGUUUAUCUACCAUUAUUGUAUAUCAUGGAGUUAUCUGUCAUUACUAUAUAUUAAUGGGUUAUCUAUCAUUACUGUAUAUUAGGGGAUCAUCUGCCAUUAUUGUAUAUAAGGGGUGAAGCUUUAUUGAUGUCUUAUGUGGUAUAUCCGGUUUGUGGAUUAAUUUUAAUGAUCUCUAGAUAGUUCCUAUUGUGCUUUUAUUAUCAUUGCUUGAAAGCUGGAAGGUUUGGGUUGUGGGGUUCCCCCCCCCAUCUAAUUAUUUUUUUAAAUUACAUAUAUGGAGAGUUUGGCAUUGUGUGACAUGGAGGAUUUACAAUGGCAAUGUGAGAGUCUGUAGGGGGAGGGGUGUGUUAAUGUGCAUAUAGUGUGAUUUAUUACACUGGUGAUUUGAGACUUGUCUGUAGGCCUAAAUAGCUGUUCUUGGGGGAAAAUUGUCGCUGCUAACAUGCUUGGUUAUUUUAACCUAAAUUUGGGUAUUUAAUUCACUACAACUUGGGGUUUAGUGAAUAGAUUCUCGGAUUGUAUUGAGUUGGUAACGUAAUGGCAAAGUUUAGGUUCAUGUAGCCAAAUUGUGACCAUUGGUUGUUUGCUGGUGUGUGGUGUGGUGAGGUGCUUCCUUGCCUUUCACAGAGUUUAAAGGGAUGCUAUAGUGCUAGUAGUACAAAUCUGUAUUCCCAGCACUUUAGCUCCCUCUGCACCCCUCUUUACUCAAAUGCAUACCAUUUGUCAAAGUAGACAACACAAAAUGUCAUGGAGCCAUCUUAGCAUUAAUAUCUUGCAAAGUUUCUAGCAUUGUUUUAUUUUUCUCUAGUUUAUUUUUUUUUUUACAUGCAAUUUAGUGGUUUGUUUUGUAAACGUGAUAUGUGCUACUGGAUUAUUAGAUUGUGCUCCGCUCUCCUGAUUAUGGAUUGACGCCCUUCAAGUUCCCUUGUCAAGUUUUUGAGAAAAUACAGAGCUAAAUUUAUAACCCGUCCUUUAAUUUUUUUUUAAAUGACAUUGAAGAUGGGUCUAUGAUGCAUUUUAUUAGCUUACAUAUUUAAAGUACUCCAUAAAUGCAUACAAUUUGUAAAAGUAGACACCAUGGGGUCUCAUAUUUUUUGAGCUUUGAGGAACCAUUUAUUUUUUAAAGUCGUGGUAUCUUUGUUUAAAUUUUUACAACAUUGUAUUUUUUUGUACUUUUUUUUUCCCCCUCUCUCAAUCACACGUGUCCCAUUGUAAUUAAUAUUCCUAUACUCUGCAGCACCUCCUUAGUACAAGAAUACCGCAUGUAUAUACCUUUGCAAAGUUAGUCUUAAUCACAGUCUAAAUCCUUACUCCCAAACCAGUCCCAAAUUCUAAACUAAAUCUUCUAAUAAAUCUAACUUUAAUCCUUACCCUGAUUCUAUGCCUAAUCUUAAUCCUACCCCUAUAAAUAGUAUUAGGAUUCCCUCUGUUGAUUUCAGCAGAGAGAUUUCCUUGCUGAACCUAAUCCUAAAAUUAAAGGGAAACUAUAGUGUUAAAGGGACACUAUAGUCACCUGAAUAACUUCAGCUUAAUGAGGUUGUUCAGGUGAGUACUAUAGCUCCCUGCAGCCAUUCUCAUGUAAACACUGUAUUUUCUGAGAAAAUACAGUGUUUACAUUGAAAGCUAGGAACACCUCCAGUUGCAGUCACUCAGAGUGAACCAGGGGGACUUCGGAGUUGAUGGAGGCAUAAAAAGCCUCCAUCCACUCAGAUCUGCUGUCAGCAGAGCACAGGGAAGCACUGUGCACAGCAUCCUGUGAUUCAGCAUCUCCUCCCUCUGCAUGCAGACACUGAACUUUCCUCAUAGAGGUUCAUUGAUUCAGCUCAUCUCUGAGGAGAUGCUGAUUGGCCAGGGAUGUGUUUGAAUCAUGCUGGCUCUGCCCCUGAUCUGCCUCUUUGUCAGUCUCAGCCAAUCCUAUGGGGAAGCACUGUGAUUGGAUCAGGCUACCACAUGUCAGCAGACUGCUUGUUUUUCUGAGUCUUAACAGCAUUAGGAUUUGGACAUAGGAAAGCAUUACACAAUGCUUUCCUGUGCGGUUUUGGGUGACGCUGAAUAUCCUCAUGCAUAGUGUUAGGCGACCGUGUGCCCCUGUCAUUGUAUGUGUGUGUGCGCGCGCCUCUGGUUACUGUAGUGUCCCUCUAAAAAAAACUGACUUCUAACUUUUUUUAGCUGGUUCCUAGAUUCCAUACAAAUUUGUCAAGCCCUGGCCUAACGAUUCGGAAGUCCCUAUAGUGGCUGUCUGGUAGACUACCACUAGAGGUGGAGUUAACCCUCAAAGAGAAUUAUUGCAGUUUCUUAAAAACUGCAAUAAUUACCUUUGCAAGGUUAAGGUACCAGGGACACUGCACCCAGACCACUUUAAUAAGCUGAAAUGGUCUGGGUGCCUAUAGUGUCCUUUUAAUUAUAAACCCAUUUUAAAUAUAAAACGAAUACUAAACAUAUUUCUUCUAAAUCUUGUCUUAAUCCCCAAUUAAUCAUAUUCCUAAAGGUUUCCUUCUGCUAAUAUCAGUAAUGAUGUUUGCAAAAGGAAUUUUUAAAGAAACCCUAUAGUCACCAGAACACCUACAGCUUAUUGUAUUUGUUCUGGUGAGUGUAAUCAUUCCCUUCAGCCUUUUUGCAGUAAACGUUUUUUUUUUGUUUUGUUUUUUAAGGGAAAAGGUAGUGUUUACAUUCCAGAAGACAAAUACAAAAAAUAGAUAAUCGUGCCUUAAGACACUGUAAUGUACAAAACUGAAGUCAAAUGUAAAUCAUAUGUACAUACACUUUUUUUGUUAAGUCUGUGAAGUCUUUGGCUGUUAUACAGUACAUGGUAUCUCAAAGAAAAAGGAAAAAGAGAGACAAUAUUAGUGCAGUAUAUCUUUAACAGAGUGAAGUAGAGUGCUAUAGCAAAAACUCACUCACAAUUUAUAGAGCUACAAAGAGCUCUGCUGUGUAGGGUGUAGAUGGUUCAAUUCCUGUCACUGGAUAUAUUUUCCGCAACAGUGGUGGUAGACUUUAUCUGUGUGAAGACAAAAAUUGGAAUAUCCAGUAAUGCAAUAUGUAUAUCAAAGUGGUUGUGCAUAUAUGAAAAGGUAGGUAUCUUACUCACAUGAACUAGAGCAUAGACCUGCUCUAGUAUAAAGCGCUUUGGUGGUAUGAUCCCCACCUGGGAUGUAUGUUGGUCAGGAAGCCAAACCAAAAAUUUUUUAAAAAAUUGAUUACAUUUAUAUUUAAAAGGAUUCGUUUUAUUAUGAUAAACAACAUAUAUAUUAAUCCAAAUGGAAGACUGUCACACUUAACGCGUUUCAUCAGAAUUGUGCUUAUCAUAAGAAAAUUAAUCUUUAAAUAUAAAUUGAAUCUAUUUUACAUUUUGGGGGGAUUUUAUUUUUUAAUUUUUUGGCUUCCUGAUCAACAUAUAUCCCAGGUGGGAAUCAUGCCACUAAAGCGCUUUAUUCUAGAGUCUAUGCCCUAGUUCAUGUAAGUAAGAUACCUACCUUUUCAUAUAUGCACUACCACUUUGAUAUACAUAUUGCACUACUGAAUAUUCCAAUUUUUGUCUUCACAUAUUCGAGACACAAAUAAAGUCUACCACCACUGUAGCUGAAAAUAUAUCCAGUGACUGAGAUUGUACCGUCUACACCCUACACAGCAGAGCUGUUUGUAGCUCUAUAAAUUGUGAGUGAGUUUUUGCUAUAGCACUCCACUGUUAAAUACAUACUGCACUAUUAUUGUUUUUCUUUUUCCUUUUUUUUAAGAUACCAUGCACUGUAUAACAGCCAAAGACUUCACAGACUUUUAACAAAAAAGUAUGUACAUAUGAUUUAUAUUUGAUUUCAUUUUUGUACGUUAGUGUCUUAAGGCAUGGUUAUCUAUUUUUUUUGUAUUUGUCUUCUGUCCCUUCUUAUAAGGUUUUGGGUAAUCCUUGUAAGAUUUACUGCUGCCUUAAAGUAUAUAGUGAGAACCUAACUUUUGUGUUUUUUUUUUUUUGUGUGUGUUUUUUUUUACAAGUGUUAACAUUACAGCCUAGGGAUACCUCCACUGGGCACUCCUCAGUUGCUUACUACAGGUGCUUUCUGUGGCAGUGCUGCAAACUGUGCAGCACUGACCAUAAAUGUCUCCACCCUCUGCGUAGAGACACUGAUCUUUCCUCAUAAAGAUGCAUUUCUAUGAAGAGAUGCUGAUUGGACAGGGCUGUGUUUGGUUUGUGCUGGCUCUUCCCUUGAUCUGCCUCCUUGACAGUCUCCACUAAUCCAAUGCUUUCGUAUGAGAAAGCAUUGUGAUUGGCAUUAAACACAACUUCUGAUUAUGUCAGCCAAACAGGCAAAACCUGCAGCAGACUGCAAUAGAAGUAAGUUUUUACUAUAUUUAGAGAGGAUGGGCAGGGGGCUAGAUGGUGUUUUUAACUGUACAUGGUCAGGAAUACAGGUUUGUGUUCUUUUAAUAUAAAACAGAAUGGUUUGUUGCUGCCAUCUAUUGGCUCUUUUUAAUAUGACAACUUUAUGUCUUUAACAUUGAAUAUAGUAUGCAUAAUGCAUUGUGAUCGGCGCUGGGCAACUAACAAAGCCCAGCACUGAUCAAAAUGCUGUUUGGCAAUUGAGGGAGCCCCUCCAGGGUCUAUUCAGAACCCGCAUGUCUCCCAAUCAUCAGAUCUAGUGAGAGGAUUACUAUGGGUGGAUAUGAUCUGUCCAGCAGUGUUUUCUAUGGAUUUUAAAGAGACACUAUAGUGCCAGGAAAAAAAAUGUUUUUUUCUGGCAUGACAUUACCUCCCCAUUCCCUCACGCAGUUUUUUAAAAACUGCAAUAAUUAGCUUUGCAGGGUUAAAAGACUUGGGGCAGUGAACCCAGACCACUUCAAUGAGCUGAGGUGGUCUUGGUUCCUAUAGUGCAAAGUAUGUUCCAAAGGAGAGGAAGCAGAGUAAUUGGAUGGCCCUUUUAAAACUAGAGCAUGUAAUUUUAAAGUGAAAAUCACAAAAUAACAACUUGGAUUAAUCUGAAUUCUUAAUCAAAUUAAGAUAGAAGUUAUCUAAAAGACAAUACCAUCACACAACCUAUGCCAAUAUAUUUGGAAAAUUCCUUGAUUACGUGCUAAGAUAAAUGUCAAAUGGUAUGUCUACUAAAUGUCUCAAGAAAAGGUUAUAAACACCACCUCAUUGGAAGAUUACAAAAUAGAACAGAAUGUACCUCAGUGAGCAACCUUGUAGAGAUUUAUAUUUAAGAAACAAAGAAACUGUUUCAAUAAAUGUAUCGCGGUAACAUCCCUUUCCAACUAAGUAGCAAUAAAGUAGCUGUUCAGGAGUGAGCUGUAGAAUGAAAUAGGGAUUGUACGCAGGACGUAAAGCGUCCCUUUAGCAAUGCAUGCAACAAAUCAAAAAGUCUGGGGCCACUAUAAUCGCCCCAGGUAUCUACUGAUACCUAGUUUUCCUGGUGUAAUCAGGGGUUUUAACCCUGCUCGCACCACAUUGUAAUAAUGGUGAUUUAAAUCCCUGAUUGCAGCGCUCACUAAUUCUGGCCCCAGCUAAUCAAGGGGGCCACCAGGUACCUUUUGGUACCAGCAGGAAUCUAACCCAUGCUGAUAUGUUUGCUGCAUGACGGUCUAUGCCAUCACUAAACAAAUUUGUUUUCCUUGCACUAUAGUGGUCCUUUUAAGAAAUUCAUAAUUUAAACACCUAUAGCACUAAAGUCCAGAGUGGCUGAUCAGGAUCACCCACUGGUCCCAGGCCCCCUCACACUUUAAUAAGCCGCUCCCCUAGGUCCGGACACUGGUUUCCUGGACCACCAUCCUGCUGUUGGCGCCAUCGAUGCCUUCUUCCUGCGGUACCCCACGGGAGAUGUCCAGGCAUGGCCUCACCCUGGACGUCUAUCUGUUGUCCAGGGCCAUGAGGUCUUGGCGUGGACCAGAUUGAUGCGAGGAAGAAUUCGGUCCCGCAAGAUCUCCCAGACCCGCCACCUAAUCGAUCGAAUUCAUGGAGAAGCGCCUCUUCUGCUUCAAGUAUCUCAGCAGGUUGCAGAGGUGUACAACACAGCCUAUGCCAGCAGUAGUGGACCCAACAGUCAGCUGAGUGUUCUGUCAGCAAGAAUAGCCCCGUUAUUUGGCUUAAUAAUUCGAUCUUUGAAGGAGCUUCAGCCAAAUGCGAGUAGCUUGGUUGGCUGUCCGGCACUGCGCACAAGUUUGCUUUUUUUUUUGUUUUGUUUUUUUAACCCCUGCAGUGACAGAGUAUGCAUGAAUGCGGAAGUCUGUGAAUUGAGUGUAAGUGUAUAUUAUUAUUAUUAUUAUUAUUAUUGCCAUUUAUAUAGCGCCAACGGAUUCCGUAGCGCUUUACAAUAUUUUGAGAGGGGGGGUGUAACAAUAAAUAGGACAAUUACAAGAAAACUUACAGGAACAAUAGGUUGAAGAGGACCCUGCUCAAACGAGCUUACAGACUAUUGGAGGUGGGGUAUUUGAAACAUUAGGACAAUAAAUAUCAAGUAGGAGUGAAGCAGAGCUGGAGGAGAGAGCAAAGCACUGUCCCAUAGGAGAGAGCAGGAGACAGGUAUGUAAGGUAGAGAUUACUCUGGGAGGCCAUAAGCUUUCCUGAAGAGAUGGGUUUUAAGGCCCUUCUUAAAUGAUUGAAGACUAGGGGAGAGUCUGAUGGCAGUAGGCAAGCUAUUCCAUAGGAGAGGAGCCGCCCGCGAGAGGUCCUGCAAGCGCGAGUUGGCCGUACGGGUGCGAGCAGCAGUCAGGAGGUGGUCACGGGCAGAGCGGAGGGUACGUGGAGGGGCAUAUUUAUGGAUCAGUGAAGAUAUAAGUGGGGCUAGAACUGUUCAGUGCUUUAAAUGUAUGGGUUAGCACUUUGAAUUGACUCCUAUAGCAUACAGGGAGCCAAUGUAAGGACCGGCAGAGGGGUGAGGUGUGAGAGGACCGACUAGAGAGGAAAAUCAGUCUAGCUGCAGCAUUCAUUACAGACUGUAGCGGGGCAAUACGGCUUUUGGGAAGACCAAUCAGGAGAGGGUUACAGUAAUCCAUGCGGGAAAUUACUAGAGCAUGGACAAGCUCCUUGGUAGCAUCUUGCGUAAGAAAGGGGCGAAUGCGGGCUAUGUUUUUGAGUUGGAACCUACAGGACUUGGCAACAAACUGGAUGUGAGACUCGAAGGUGAGACCAGAGUCAAGUAUGACGCCAAGACAGCGCGCUUGCAGGGAUGGACUUAUGUGGAUAUCACUGACUUGAAGGGAGAGCGAGAGAGGAGGAUCAGUAUUAGGAGGAGGAAAGACAAGGAGUUCAGUUUUAGAGAGGUUAAGUUUCAGAAAGCGUGAAGACAUCCAGUCAGAGAUGGAAGAAAGGCAAGCAGUGACACGUUGCAGGACAGCAGGGGAGAGGUCCGGGGAGGAGAGGUAUAUCUGAGUGUCAUCAGCGUACAGGUGGUAGUGGAAUCCAAAAGAGGCAAUCAGUUUACCAAGAGAGGCGGUAUAAACAGAAAAUAGAAGGGGACCAAGGACAGACCCUUGGGGAACUCCAACCGAGACAGGACGAGUGGAGGAGGUAUCCUUGGAAAAGGAGACACUGAAUGAGCGUUGGGAGAGAUAGGAGGAAAACCAAGAGAGGACCGAGUCACAGAGACCGAGCGAUUGAAGAGUUUGAAGGAGGAGAGCAUGAUCAACGGUGUCAAAGGCAGCAGAGAGGUCAAGGAGAAUUAAUAUGGAGUAAUGACCUUUGGAUUUAGCGGAGAUUAGGUCAUUAGUCACUUUGAUAAGAGCAGUCUCAGUAGAGUGGAGAGGGCGGAAGCCAGACUGAAGAGGGUCAAGGAGAGAGUUGGAAUUAAGGAAGCGGGACACACGGGUAAAGACAAGCCUUUCCAAAAGCUUUGAUGAGAAAGGGAGCAGGGAUAUGGGACGAUAGUUAGAAGGGGAGGAUGGGUCAAGAGAUGGUUUUUUCAGGAUAGGUAUUACAGUGGCAUGUUUAAGGUCAGCAGGAACAGUGCCAGAAGAGAGAGAGCAGUUAAAGAUGUGUGUUAGGGUAGGCACAAGACAAGGGGAGAGAGAUCUGAUGAGGUGAGAUGGGACAGGAUCGAGCGGGCAAGUGGUGGGGCGAGAGGAAUGGAGAAGCGCAGCCACCUCUUGUUCAGUAGCCGGGUAGAAAGUCUGGAGGGUAGGGAAAGCAAGAUUUACAUGUGGUUGAGAAAGAGAACGGCAAGGAGGGGAGAAUUGUUUCCUUAGCUGUUCAAUCUUGUCGGUAAAGUAGCAUGCAAAGCUAUCAGCUGUAAGGUUAGUUUGGGGGGUGGCCACAGCAGGGCGGAGAAGGGAAUUAAAGGUGUCAAAGAGGCGUCUGGGAUUGCGGGAGCAUGAACUAAUGAGAGAGGAAAAGUAUGACUGUUUGGCGAGGGCUGCGCUGUAUGAAAGCAACAUGAAUCUAUAAUGGAGAAAGUCUGCCUGGGUGCGGGACUUCCUCCAGGAGCGUUCAGCACAACGGGAGCAACUCUGCAGAUAGCGUGUUGAUUUAUUAUGCCAAGGUUGGGGUCGUGUUCUCCUCGAGGUGCAUGUUUUGAGCGGGGCUGCAGCGUUCAAGGCAGAUGUGAGGGUAGUGUUAUAUGUGGAGAUGGCCAGUGAGGGACAGGAGAGGGAAGGGAUGGAUAGCAGUUGUGAAUCAAUGUCAGCUGACAGCUGCUUGAGGUCAAUAGAGUUAAGGUUCCUCCUGAGCUGAGGGGGGUUAGGCUGAGAUUGUUGGGUGAGGGGGUAAUUGAGAGCAAAUGAUAAGAGGUGGUGAUCAGAGAGAGGAAAUGGGGUGUUGCAGAUAUUAGAUAUUGUACAUGAAGAAGAGAAAAUAAGGUCGAGGGUAUUGCCAGCUACAUGAGUGGGAGAAUUAGCCCACUGCAAAAGUCCAAGGGAGGAAGUGAUUGAAAGUAGUUUAGAGGCUGCUGGGGUCAAAGGUGGGUUAACGGGAAUAUUGAAGUCUCCAAGAAUUAGGGAUGGGAUGUUGGAAGAGAGGAAGUAGGGUAGCCAGGCAGCAAAGUGGUCAAGGAAGAGGAGAGGGGAACCAGGGGGACGAUAGAUUACGGCAAUGUUAGCAGAGAAGGGUUUGAAAAGGCGAAUUGAAUGAAUUUCAAAUGAUGGGAAAGAGAGGGAAGGGGGGGUAGACAGGGUUUUAAAGGUGCAGUGGGGUGAGAGAAGAAAACCUACACCGCCACCUUUAAUCUCUGCUUGUCUUGGGUUGUGGGUAAAGUGAAGACCACCAAAAGACAGUGAGGCAGGUGUAGCAGUAUCAGAGGGAGAGAGCCAUGUUUCUGUUAGUGCAAGUAUGUUUAGGGAGUGUGAGAUAAAUAGGUCAUGGAUGGAAGUAGAUUUAAAGGUGCUGCACACAGAGCGUGCAUUCCAGAGGGCAGCUUUAAAAGAGGAAUUAUAGUGAGAAUUACAUGGAAUGGGUAUUAGGUUGUUGUGGUUUUUGGUGUUUGUACCAGGUGGCUGAGAAGAGGAGGGACCAGGGUUUGGAGAGACAUCACCUGCUGCUAGGAGUAGUAGGAUGGAAAGGAAGAGAAGGUGGGAGUAAGAUUUAAAUGUUGGGGAUGAGAGCUUGUAUUUAGGUAUUUAGGAGGGGUUUGUGGAGAAAGGCUGGAUAGAUAUGAAUAAAGUGCGUGUGAUGAAUACUGAGAUGAGGGGAGCAGAGAGGGAGCAAUGAAGAUGGUGUUAGCAGGAACAGGUAAGUAAAAUGAUAGAGAGAUUUUAAUGAUGAGGGAAGUGAGAGAGAAAGUGAAAAAUAGAAGUGAGAACAUUAGUAGGAGAGUAGGUGCUGUAUUUUUAAGAGCUGUGGUUAGGAGGGUUAAGGGUUAAAGAGGUAUUGAGUGAGUAUAGCUUUUUUUGGGUGUGGAGGGCUUGGUGGACAGAGGCUAACAUAAUUGGUUCAGAGGAAUGGUAGGUAAUUUGAACUAUCUAUAAAUGUUGUGAUAACCAUGGGGAGGGUGGGGUGUGGUGGGUGGGAAGCGAUCAUCCAGAAAUGCUACCUCUGCUUAUGGCAAGUCCUGCAGGGUUGUGUGCUGGGAGUCCUGGGUGUAGCUGAUUCAAUAUUGUAUGGGGCCCAGGCUAUAUGAAUGUAGGGAUGCAUUUGCACACUUAUCCCCCUAUAUCAUUUGGCUUUUUACUUUUCAUAUCUUCAUUUCAAAAUAUAAGACAAAUAUUGCACUCCAGGAUUCUGAUUGUGUGAAUUUAUAUAGUACAUAGAUGGACAGGUGCCAAAUGAGAGCCACAGUAAAAUUUGGGGCAAGGCCUUGGGGUGUGUGUGUGUGUUUCAAAAAAAAAAAAAAAGGAACCAGAAGUGGAAGAGUCAGUGAUAGUGUGUGGUAAGGAGAAAAAAAAAUGAAUGCAGAACUGUAUUUGUGUGUGUGCAAACGACCCCGGUGUCAAGUAGGGAGAUUUUUCUCUCUCUUUCAACACAUAUCUUCAGAGCUCCCUACUCCCCCUAUGGAAUCAUGAUUCACAGCACCUGGAAAGUGUCCACUUCCUUCCUUCAUGCUGAGCCAGGAUGCCAUUAAGAGUCUGAUGGUGAUCUGACGCUGUCUGCCACCAGCUCCUUUGCAGCCUGUGGAAAGGCUUGGUUUUGUGGAGCCUUGGUGUAGAAUGAGAUUAAUUCCAAAAGGUUGAUGAAUUGGUCUAUAAGUAAAAAUAUUGAAAAAUGGAAGUAUGAUUUUUAUUUUCUCUGGAAACCGUUGGUUUGUUGUGCAUAAUAAAUUUGGAGUCCUGAACACAUACGGUUAAAGGGACAUUUAUAGUCACCAAAAUUAUUUUACCUUAAUGAGGCUGUUUUGGUGUAUAGAUCAUACCCCUGCAGUCUCGCUGCUUAAUUUUCUGACGUUUAGGAGUUAAAGCACUUUGUAUGUACCUUGCAGACCUAGUCACACCUCACUUCAUGUGACUUGCACAGCAUUCCUAAACACUUCCUAUAAAGAGCAAUCUAAUAUUUAAACUUUUUUUUUAUUUUUUUAUUUCAAAGUCCGUUUAAAUUAGAAUUUAAUAUCUCCUGUACUGUUCUUAGCUUGCUAGACCUUGCAGGAGCGUCCUGUAUGUGAUUUAAAGUUCAAUUUACAGAGCAGGAGAUAAAAAAUAAAAAAUAAAAAAAACUUCUAAAGUAAGUUAGCAUCUGUUUGGAAAUGAAACUUUUUUUUUUUUUUUCCACAGGCAAGUUGUCACAGCCAAGGGAGGUGUGGCUAGGGCUGUAUGGACAGAAACCAGUGAUUAAACUCCUAAAUGGCAGUGAAUUGAGUAGUGAGACUGCAGGGUCAUGAUCUGUACAUUAAAAUUUAUUUUUCAUUAAGCUAAAAAAAAUAUAAUUUUUUAAUUAUAAAGGAACACUUUUUUAUUAAAUUUAAUCUUGACCCUAUAGUGUUAAAACAACCAUCUUGCCCCCAUAAAUAUAGUAUAAUCUUACCUUUACUCUAGUAUGCUGCUGCUAGCUCUACCUCUGAUCUGCCUGCUUGGCUGACUUCAUCGGAAGUGCUGAUCAAAGGCCAAUCGAAAUUCUUUCCCAUAGGAUUGGCUGAAACGGUCAAGGAGGCAGGUCACGGGCAGAGCCAGCACAAGCCAAAAACAGCCCUGGCCAAUCAGCAUCUCCUCAUAGAGAUGCAUAGAAUGAAUCUAUUUCAAUGAAGAAAGUUCAGUGUGUCCAUGCAGAGGGUGGACACUGAAUGGCAGUCACACUGUGCAGCACUGCCCCAAGAAGCACCUCUAAAAGCCAUCUGAGGAUUGCCCACUGGAGGUAUCCCUACGCUGUAAUGUAAACACUGCAUUGUCUGCAAAAAGGCUGAAGGGAAUAAUUCUACUCACCAGGACAAAUAAAAUAAGCUGUAGUUCUGGUGGCUAUAGUGUCCAUUUAAGGUUGCAACUAAUAUUCAACUUUUCAUACAGUUAUGCCAAAUAAGGCAUAUUCCACAACAUAAUUUCAAAGUGGCUUAAUCGCGCAUGGCAGAUACUACACUUGUGACAACAUUAAAGGUGCCAUCAAUUUCACUUGUUACUUUAGCAUUACCAUCCUGGCAUUUGGCAGUGCUUUUAUUUAUUUUGAAUACCUUCUCUAGAGCAUGACCUUUUUAGAUGUUUAUACACCUGCAACUCUCAGAAUUCUUUGUAUGCAGUCCAGUAACAUUUGGGGUAGGGAAAUUUGAGACCUUAUGGUAUGGGGGUUUUAAAAAGAUUACAAAGUAAAGGCCUGCUGCUGUCCAAAACUGAUGAAGCCUGGUUUAAAGUGAACCUGUCACGACAGAUGUUUGUAGUAUUUCUGACUUGACUCAUGCUGUACAAAUAAGUGUUGCUUAAUACUAUUAAAAGCUCCUAUUUUAAGUUAUUUCUAUUACUCCUGCUGAGAGCAUCAUUCAUGUUUACAGUGGGUGUUACACUUUAUGGUUUAUAAAAUGUAUGUUACUUCUGUGUCUAUUCUCAGACUGUAUUUUUUAAGCUCCUGCAAUAAAUCAUUCUGCUGCUUUCUCACAGAGCCUUUCCUUUUUUCCUUUUUUUAUCAUUUACACAGUGUUAACAUCAGGCGUGUGGAAAUUUUAAAUUAACCCCUUAAGGACCAAACUUCUGGAAUAAAAGGAAAUCAUGACAUGUCACACAUGUCAUAUGUCCUUUAAAGGACCACUAUAGUGCCCUGAGGGUGCUCCCACCCUCAGGGACCCCCUCCCGCCCGGCUCUGGAAGGGGGAAAGGGGUAAAAACUUACCUUUUUCCAGCGCUGGGCGGGGAGCUCUCCUCCUCCUGGGCUGAAUGCGCACGCGCGGCAAGAGCUGCGCGCGCAUUCAGCCCGUCGCAUAGGAAAGCAUUUACAAUGCUUUCCCAUGGACGCUGGCGUGCUCUCACUGUGAAAAUCACAGUGAGAAGCACGCAAGCGCCUCUAGUGGCUGUCAAUGAGACAGCCACUAGAGGAAAUAGGGGAAGGCUUAACCCAUUCAUAAACAUAGCAGUUUCUCUGAAACUGCUAUGUUUAUUAAAAAAUGGGUUAACCCUAGAAGGACCUGGCACCCAGACCACUUCAUUAAGCUGAAGUGGUCUGGGUGCCUAGAGUGGUCCUUUAAGGGGUUAAAAAAAAAUUUACAAAAAAAUCUACUGGUCCAUGGGACUAAAGUGGUAAUAAUCCAAUCUACUUGUCCUGACCCACAAAAUAAUUGUAAUUUAUAAUACUCGGGCCCGUGUACCUAGAGCAUGUCUGCUUCUGUCCUUACUCUUUAUGCUCGCAUUGUGUCUGUGUGUGGUCUCUAGCUGUGGGGGGCUAUGAUAACUGGGGGUCCAUUAGAGGUUAAGGGGAGGAAGUGGCAAGAGCCGCGCGCGCAUUUAAUCAGUCCAUAGGAAAGCAUUUCUCAAUGCUUUCCUAUGGACGUCGGCGUCUUCACUGUGAUUUUCACAGUGAGAAGCGCCUGUCAAUGAGAUGGCCACUAGAGGUUGGAUUAAGCCUAUUGUAAACAUAGCAGUUUCUCUGAAACUGCUUUGUUUACAGCUGCAGGGUUAACCCUAGAUGGACCUGGCACCCAGACCCUUAAUUGAGCUGAAGUGGUCUGGGUGCCUAUAGUGGUCCUUUAAUCUUGACAAUCACAUCCAAUGUUUCCACCUUAUAGGAAAGCAUAGGGAGACUAUUGGGCAUGCACGGCAAAACACCAUGCUAUGCCAAUCAACAUCUCCUCCUAGAGAUGCCUUAAAUCAAUGCACCUCUAUGGGGAGCAUUAAGCGCCUUCAUGCAGAGCAUGGGGACACUGAAUGUAGGUGCUAGACAUAGCACUGAGGAAGCAUCUCUAGAGGCCAUUUGAGUGAUUUCAGACAAAAGGCAAUGUUUACAUUGCUGCCUAGUAACACCUCUAGUUGCAAAGACAGUGUUUACAUUGACAAGCAUGUACGGAUAGGCUAUAGACUUAAGAACAACAUUAGGCUGUAGUGGUUCUGGUCACUAUAGUGUCCCUUUUAAGAAUUAAAUUUAAUUCACAACUCCUUUUAGCUGGCUCCUGGAUUUCAAGCAAACUUGUCAAACCAUGGGCUAAAGGUAACCCGGUACCCAGAAUUGCCUGUCCCGUGUUUCAGUCGAUUGGAAUUCCCCCAUCCCUGAAAAUCACCUGUAGCAGUUUAGGUGUGAAGAGAAGCUUAUAAUGAGGAUUUGAAGUAGGUGAGAUAUAUAUUGUUAGAUGUCUUGCCCAAGGACACUUACUGGUGAGGUGAUCUAAAUGAGAUUCCUAUUUCUUCAGCAGUGAUUUCACUCCUUGCAGGCAUUGCCUUCCCUAAGGCUGAAGGCAAGUGGGAGAGAUGCCCGUAGGAGGUUUUCCUUGAUAGCAGGCAUGCAGCGCACUGCCUUCUUGUCUCUGCACAGACUAAAUUUACUGACUGGACAAGGGGACUAGGAUUUUAGUGAAAUCUAGACAUUUGCUAGCACAAUCAGGGAUGUGAAUUUAUAUCGGCCAGCAGUCGGGACAUCUAGUUACAGGCACCAAGUGAGCAGUUUUUCUAUUCAUUUAGCCCUGCCGCAUGCAAGUUGCAGGAGGGAUUAGUGUGGUUCAAAGACUGUCCACUGCAGAAAGACCGCUGGGUUUACAGUAAAACAGUAAACUGACGGCAUGAGAUGUGCUGCAGCAGCCGAACUUCAUGGUGCACAAAGCUAAAGGCCGCCAAAAUGACGAAAUAGGCGGGCGCAGGCAGGGAGCAAUCAGACGCUUCCAUCUGGUGGACGUCUGAGUGACGGCCACUGGAAGUAUUCCUAUCAAUCAAUGUAAACACUAUAUAUUUUCUCUGAAAAUACAGUGUUUACAUUAGAUUUCCUGCAGGGAGCUAUAGAUCUCGAACAACUACAUUAAGCUGUAGUUGUUCAGGUGACUAUAGUGUCCCUUUAAUAUUUACGUGUGUGUAUAUUAGAAGCAUAACACACUCAAAUUGUAGAGAUGAAAAAUCUGAAUACCAUUUUUCAAAUACAGCCAACACACACACACACACACUAUAGCAGAGGGAGAGACUACAGAACAUGGACUUUUAGCAACAUUGAGGUUGUCAUUCAUCGCCUAUACGGUGUUUCAGUAGGCUGAGGUGGCACUCCCCUCGCCCUGCAGUUUAUUGCAUCUUAAAAGUCCUACCAUGCUGGGUGUCACAGAUGGUGACAUUUACACUGUGGUCUCCCCCUGUUUUAAAAUCUUUGAUUAAGUUUGCCACAACUUCCUUCUUAAAGUGUUGUCAGUCUGGGUACCAUAACCACUGCAUGUACUGUUUAUAGUGUCAUCGUGCUGUGGGUGAUGGUUCACUGUUGUUUUGACCAAAGGGUCCAUGGCCCAGUCUCUCGCUGGUCUAUUUUUAAUGUGGACAUCCAUUUAAUCCAUAUUUUUAAGCCAUUCGCUAACUGAUAGGGUCCACUCACAGUCUGCCAGUGACUGACAUUGAAAUAUGGAAUUGACUGUAAUGCUAAUACGAAAGUUUCACUUCCAGAUUAGCAGUAGAACAUGGGACUGUCCUUGGGGGGUUUAAUCAAACCACUUAGUAAUAUGUUACACUUACCAGGCAAAUAUUUAAGCCUUACCUGGGGUUUGGAGCUUUUAUUAGAAUGUUUUUUUUGUUUUGUUUUUUAAAUAUUUAUAAAGCUACUUGUUCAAGGGACUAAAGUGGUAGCUCAAUCUACUUGUCCUGACACAAAAGAAUUUCACUUAAAAGGAAUGGAGUCCUUGCCAAAUACUCUGGCAAUUGAUUGAUAGGGCUAUUUCUGAACUUGGAAUAUUCACAAAAUGGCUAUUUUUUUGGGAUUUAUUUUGAGAAAAUUUGAGUCUUUUAUUUUACCCUCUGUCUUCCCAUAGUCUUCAUGUUUUUCAUGGUGUGUAGUGUGUGCGGGCUGUAUGUGAUGUGUAGGGAUGCACCGAAACCGGAAAUCAGGAUGCCCUUGGCCUAAAACCAAAACUGAAAAUGACUUUUUUGUUUUUCCCCAAAUGAUUUUAAAAUAGUUUUUUUUCUAUCAUUUUAUUAAUAUAAAACUUUUUAAUGAAUUAUUUUAAUACAAAAUUAUAAAUAACACAUUGUAAUAAUAUACUUCUGUGUUUCGCAUAAAAGGGUAAAAAAAAGUAAGACCCAUUUGAUUGCAAUUAUUUUAUAAUUUAUAUAGCGCCAUCACAUUCUGUAACGCUAUACAAUGGAGCAAUAAGAGCACAUGUCAAACCUUAUGUAAUGUAAUACUACAAUUAAAUACAAAACCCCCUCAAUAGGCACACAUUUUAUACACAUUGCAGGAAAAUCAAUUAGAUAAUGCAACAGGUAUGUGUUAUUACUGCCCUCCCACAAGUCAUUUAAAAAAAAAAAAAAAAAGGCAUUUCUCAUUCAAUAUGCCUGGCACAUGCUCUGUCUCUACAGGUGCAUUCAACCACAGACAUGUUGAACAUUCUGACAUAGAAUUUCACACAAUGUUACUAAUAUUCUGAAGCAGAAUGUUACAUGGACACUGGGCAUUGUGGAAAAGCAAUUCCAGGGCAGAGUUUAGUAAAUGGAGCCGUCACUAUGUAAUUUAAAGUAAUGUCCCUAAUGCUGAUUUUUAAUCUUUAGAAGUUUGCCUCAGAAUGUUUUUUUGUUUUGUUUUUUUUUCCUUGUUUUUUCUUUACAGAACCCCCAGUCUGUUAGCAUGGUAAAUAGCAUAUGUCCUCCCUUAAUGAAUAUGGCAGACAGAGAAGGGCCAUUCCUGCACUAAAUACACGAUAUUGGACAAUGAGUAAAAUGCCUCCCAGCCCAGAAAAACACACACAAACACACCACAUCUCCUGGAAAGUUUGAGUUGGGAGUUGGCUGAUGUAGAGGACUGCCAUUCCUAGCAAAUCUCUAUAGUACUACACUACCCAUCACGCUCAGCCAACCAAAGAAGUGAUCUGUGACUGAACACCAUGGGCAGUGGAGUCCACAGCAGCCGCAGAGUUUCCUGUUCCACUGGCAUGGGGUUGGCUGGUACCACACAGACACUGUAUUCUCCUGACCGGAUUCUCUGCACAGCCUUCCACACCACUGGCUGAAGCCCCUCAGACUUUCAGUUCUCUUUUGAAAGGGGGUGGGGUGGGUGGGUGGGUGUGUGUGCGCGUGCGUGCGUUAGGGUGUGCAAGCUGCACGUGGUUGUGAUUUAUAUACACACACUGACCUAUACCCACAAACUACACAUUCACUCCCACUGAGCACAGAUUACCAGCAGCUGAUGUUCAGUGGAUGUGUAGCCCGUCCCACACUCACUCUGCCCUUUACUUCCAGUUGGUUGCAAGGAUAUGAUGUCAUGGCAGCCAUUAGUCCUGAGAAUCGUGAGGAGCAGUUGGCUGCUGCCUCACCUCACACCUUCCUGUGAGCUGCAUUGGACACAUUCAUGGCGACCCAGUAUGCCUGCCAGAGAUAAAGUCCCUGCUGAGCACCACCUCCCUCCCAAGGCCAACGACCGGGCUACAAUUGCAUGUGGGCAUCGGGUGAUAUAAAUUCCACAUCCCUGUUUACAAUUAAAAUUGUACGGGUACAUUUAUCUACAAGAAUUCACUGCACCAAGCAAGCAACAAAUAAGUCCAUAGCCAGUUUUGUCAGUUCAUAAGAAUAAGUUUUGUCCACUUUAGCAGAUACAAUGCAUCUCCUCCUUUUAGAAGCUGAUUUAUUUAACUAUUCAUGCUAUAGAUGUUUUAUUUGUACAUUUGUUUUUGCAGAUGACAAGAAAGAUAUUGACCAUGAAACUGUGGUCGAAGAGCAGAUUAUUGGUGAAAACUCUCCUCCUGACUAUUCAGAAUACAUGACCGGAAAGAAACUCCCCCCAGGAGGUAUACCAGGCAUCGAUUUAUCUGAUCCCAAGCAACUGGCUGAAUUUGCAAGGUAACUCCAAGAAUGCAAAAAUAAAUACAGAUAACCCUUCCUCUCAACAGAUAUCUAAAUGAGAGACUAGUUGAUUAAGACCUUAAAUUGAUAUUGUUAGAUAAACUUUUCAAAUGAUCACGGCCUUUUAGAAGAAGAAGAAAAAACUAUUGAAAUGAUUUAUCUACAAUACAUUUGAAAAUAUUUUUUUAACAGAACAGAGUAUUUAGUAAACAUUGAGGCUCAAGUCCCUUAGUGCAGAUUUGUCUUGUCUCUGAAAGUGAGCAGGCUAGUGUCAUUUUAAAAAAAAAAAAAAAAUUUUUUGAGAGUGAGCAGGCGAUGUUUUGACCUUGUUCCAUGUCUUGAUCUGUGACGUGCAAUGAUCAUGUGGGAUAUGUAAGCCGCACUGUCUGCUCCUGCUAUACAUAUUCUGUGCCUACUAUCCAAUUUCCUUUUCUUCAGCUGCUGUGAAAGUGACAUUUCCUCACUCUAGUAUCUGCUGCGAGGAUUGUGUAAUGUAGUGAAAGGAAGUAUAAAACCCCACAUUCCUGGUAUUUCUUCUCUUACCUACAAUAUCUGUUCCAGAUCUAUUUGUCCUUUUGGUUUAACUGAAUUCUAAAACCCCCUCCUAGACAGGGAAAUUUCCUGUAAUUGUUUACUGCAGAGAGAGAGGAGCACUUCUCUCCAAAUUGUUGGCACUUUUUUUUUAUUUAUUUUUUUUUUUAUUUACAAUAUAGAAGUAUGUUUAAAAGCUACCAGAGUGCCUGGGCAGCUGUAUGCAGUGGUUGAUUUGUUAAUAACUAUAUGUAUACAAGUAUUUGUGUAUGGUAUUGAUGCAGGAAAAUAACAAUGGUAGUUCUUGUCAUUUAUUCACAGAUCUAGUGUGCUGGCUCUCUCUGUACUUUUGUUCUAAAAUGAUUUAAAUUACAGGAAAUGUAGUACAUGCAUGCAAUGUGCAGAGUAAUAGAGAGGAUUUUUUAUAUAUAUAUAUAUAUAUAUAUAUAUAUAUAUAUAUAUAUAUAUAUGUGUGUGUGUGUGCAUGAUCCCUUCUAGAAUUUUUGUACAAAACAACCUUGUUGUUGGGCAUUUAAUUUUUUUCUAAUAUACAAUGCAAAACAUUUAAGAUAAAAAAUAAAAAGCACCUAUUCUCGAAUAUGUUUCUGUGCAAGAAUCUGUUCUCCCUCUGUUCAUUAUAGCUGUGGGACAGCUCCUCUGCCACCCUGCAUCAUACAUAAAAUGGGUAACUUGUACAUUACACCCAUAUUCUGAAGCCAUGCCAUUCACAAGGGAAUCUACUAAGGGUACCUUAGCUGGAAAAUCUCAGAUGCUUUAUUCUUGGAUUGCCAAAUGAAACUGCUGUAAUACUUUGAACUCAUGCACUGCAUUUUUCUUCUCCCAAGGAUGAAGCCCAGAAAAAUCAAAGAAGAUGAUGCUCCUAGAACCAUUGCCUGCCCUCACAAAGUAAGUACCCUGGAAAAAUGUUUCAUGAUCUGUAACCUGCAGACAUCAACACUUUUGUUUUGUCUUAACUGGAUAUCUCAUUUUAAAAGGAUCCUCUUUUAUUUGUAAGAAUACACUUACAAAUAUAAAAAAAAAAAAUAAGGUAAUGUUGGUGUUCUUUACGGUCUUUAGAUUCAGUCCUCCUUCUGUUUAGAGAAAAAAAAAAAAAAACUACAAAACAUUUAUUCCAGCACAAUAGCAGUCUACUUGAAGCAACUGCUAUGCAUUGAAUCUGUUUCGUCUGACUCCGAACAUGGCGACCUUUGGAAAUCAAAGGAUGUGAGGAGGAAGUUCCUCUACCAACUGCCUAUUUUACAGCUUCUAGUGGUGUUUUCUCAGGCUAAUGUAAACCGUGCCAUAUAUGCGAAAUGCUGCAUUGUCAUUAACCUCUUAAGGACCCGUGACAUGUCAUGAUUCCCUUUUAUUCCAGAAGUUUGGUCAUUAAGGGGCAAAGGGACAUCACCUAUGGACCAAAACCACUACAUUAACAUGGGGUGCUUUUGGAAUUUAGUAUCCCUUUUAAGGUGUUAUUUGUAACAUUGUUUUCUAUGGAUUUAUUAUACAAGUCUUCACACACCAUCACAUUUUCUUUUCUUACAGGGAUGUACAAAGAUGUUCAGGGAUAACUCUGCCAUGAGGAAGCACUUGCACACACAUGGUCCAAGAGUACACGUUUGUGCAGAAUGUGGGAAAGCCUUUGUUGAAAGUUCAAAACUUAAGAGACAUCAGCUGGUUCAUACUGGUGAAAAGCCAUUUCAGGUAAAUAGAUAUAUUUCAGCUGGAGUACACUUGAUACAAUGCCUGUUUUCACACUAUGUAAGCAUAUGCUUAUAGGCUUCUACUGGGUGUCACGUUUGAGUACACAUUGUGUGAGUAGGUUUCCACCUUAGUACGUGGCUGCUUUAAUGAAUUUCCAAAGUUCUUCCUAAAUGCGGCAGCUUAUAUUUACUCCUGCAAACAUUUCUUAUUCAUUAGAAUUACUCGCCUGACAAAGUACUGUGUUACUGUGCAUUUGUCAGUAACUGAUUAUUAUUUUUAUAUUUUUCAUGAGAAAUAAGUACCGUAUAUACUCGAGUAUAAGCCGAGUUUUUUUGGCACAUUUUUUGCGCUGAAAAAACCCAACUCGGCUUAUACUCGAGUCAGUUUGUAUUAUGGCAAUUUACAUUGCCAUAAUUCAGACCAGGACCGCCGGGCUCAUUACAAGCCCGGCGGUCCUGUUGGGGGCUGACAGUGAGCUCUUACUUACCUUCCUGCAGCUCCCUCCUCCUCCGUGCAGCUCCUCUGUCAGCUCCGUUCUGCUCAUAGUAAACUGUAAACAGAACGGAGCUGACCGGGGAGCUGCACGGAGGAGGAGGGAGCUGACAGGAGCUGCAGGAAGGUAAGUAAGGCUCACUGUCAGCCCCCCCACUGAACUGCCAAUGCCACUGGACCACCAGGGAUUUAAUAUUUUAUUUUAAUAAUAAUAAAAUAUUAUUAAAAUAUUAUAUUAUUAUAAUUUUAAUAUUUGCAUUAUUUUUUUUAAAAUGGUUUUUUUUGUCCCCAUUCCCUGUUGCCUGGCCAGGGAGGGGGGACAAAAAACAUUUAAAGAAAAAUAAUAAUGCAAAUAUUAUAAUAUAAUAAUAAAAUUAUAUUAUUAUUUUAAUAUUAUAUUAUUAUUUUAAUAUUUGCAUUAUUUAAAAAAAAAAAAAAAAAAAUUUUUUUGUCCCCCCUCCCUGACCAGGCAACAAGCAGGGAGGGGGGACAAUAAUGCAAAUAUUAAAAUAAUAUUAUUAAAAUAAUAUUAAAAUAAUAAAAUUAAAAUAAAAAUGCCCUCCCCUCAUCCAGUUUACACACACUGCACAAACACACACACACUGCAUUAUAUACACACACACACUGCAUUCCUUAUAUAUAUAUAUAUAUAUAUAUAUAUAUAUAUAUAUAUAUAAUACAUACACACACACUCUGCAUUCAUUCUAUACACACACUGUAAAUAAAUAUUUAAUUAAUGUAAUUUUAUUGGGAUUUAAUUUAGAAAUUUACCAGUAGCUGCUGCAUUUCCCACCCUAGGCUUAUACUCGAGUCAAUAAGUUUUCCCAGUUUUUUGUGGUAAAAUUAGGGGCCUCGGCUUAUAUUCGGGUCGGCUUAUACUAGAGUAUAUACGGUAAUCCUAUAUGAUGUCAUUCAAAUAGACAUAGCAGAGAAUUCUCCCAUUAGGUGAUGUUUUGCUUGUUUAUACAAUGUGUUUUUCACGGAAAUACCUGGAACUCAUUUAAUCCCCUAAUUUCUCAGUACACCACCUAACGAGCUCUAGAUUUCCGUGCAGUUUAGAUAAAGAAAGGUUUCCACAAGAACACACUACCCAGAAAUGUAUUUUUAAAUCAGAUUUUAUUGUAAGUUCAUCCUGUGAUGGCACAAUGCAUGCAUUUAUUGGGGUUGGUUGUACGUUAAGAUGUUCACAUAAGUGAUUCCCCCUCCCCCCCUCACUUUCUAUCUUGCAGUGCACGUUUGAAGGCUGUGGCAAGCGAUUCUCAUUGGACUUCAAUUUACGUACUCAUGUGCGGAUUCACACUGGGGAUCGGCCCUAUGUGUGCCCUUUUGACGGCUGCAACAAGAAAUUUGCUCAGUCUACCAAUCUAAAAUCUCACAUUUUAACACAUGCCAAAGCCAAAAAUAACCAGUGAAAUUCCAUAAAUGGAGAGACCUAUUAUCCUUGAAAAGCAUCAGUGGUGUAUGAUCAAAAUACACCUUCCUUUGUACAAGGUUUGCAGGGAUGAAUCUUAAAAGAAAACCACCUCUACUAAGAUCGUUUUGAUAACGUACUGUAGAUUACUUAUUACAAAGGAGGACUUCAAAAUCCAACGCUCUCUUGCCUGCCCUAUUAUAUAUAAUUUUCCGAAGUGUUUUUUUUUUUUUUUGUUUGUACAGUGAUGCCCUUAUCCCCUACCUUUUCUCCUGCAGGAGAGCAACUUCACAAAACUGCAUCAAGACUUUCUACCACGUUACUAAAAUUGGACAUGCCUCACUUAUAAAUAGAUUCUCAACUGUUGCAUUUUUUAAUUAUUUUUUUUUUAUUUUAAGUGUGCAUAUUGUACACUUUUUUGGGGGAUAUGCUUAGUAAUGCUAUGUGAUUUAUUCUGGAGGUUGAUAACUUUGCUUGCAGUAGAUUUUCUUUAAAAGAAUUCGGAAGUUACUGUACUAAAUGCAUACUUCAAAAGUAUUUUCCUGUAAAAAAAAAAAAAAAAAGAAGAAAAAAAGGAAUUUCAUAGGUUUUGUUUGCUCUCUUUUUUUUGGUUGUGUUUUUAGAUGUUUAACACACUUUUGUAUAAUUGUAUCGUAUAUAGAUGUGUUGAAAUCAUGUAGCACCAAAUAUUAGAUGUGAUUUAAGCUAGUGUUAAUUAAAUCCAUUUUAGACACUUAUUUUGGGGGAAGGGAAUACGCCAAACAGAUGUUCAUAGUAUUUAUCAGCCCGUUCAGUUACAGAAAUCGGUGCUCAGUUGUAGAAUGUAUUGUAUAAACCCUGACCUUUUUAAUUAACUUAGGCAGCCAAAAGGGCAAUGAAUUUGCAUCUUUUGCUAAUACAAUAUGUGGUCUUCUGUGCAAGCGCAGAACAUCUCUUACAGUAUAAAACCACUUUUCCUGAAUUUCUAAUGAUACAAAAUUUUCAGUAGUUUGAUUUAAGGUAUCCUGUAACAAAGUAUAUACAUUGUGAUAAGAUCUCAUCUUAACAAAGUUAUGUCCUUUCUUUCCCAAGUGAUUUUGAUGUCAAACAUCCAAUAGUUUUUAAACCUCCUGUUUAUUUUACAGUUUGAGUGUUUACUAAUCAAAUUUCAGUUCUAAAGUAAACUGUCUCAAAUGAAGAUAAUAUAUAAACUACUUGCAUUUAUUUACACUAGUGGUAAUAGCUCUUAAUGAAAUUGCCUAUAUAAACAAGAAUACCAAGCACCGGUUUAUUUAUUGUCUAAUAAUGAAGGGGCCAACAGUUCAGUUUUGCUUUUUAGCUGUUGUGGGGCUACAUUUUCUGCGUGGGCAGGCUAUUCAUCAAGGGAGUUGUAGUUAAAAACCUCAGAUGGGCAUUGUUUGGGAGGUAGCCAAGACCGAAUAGAUAUUUACCAGCGGUUAAUGUUGAAUAGCACGCAAACAGUUCUGUUCCCUCAUUUAUUCUGUAAUUCUGCAAAAAAUUUCUACGUUCAGUGACUUUUUUUGUUUAUCCAGUACAUAAAACCAGGGCUGGAUACAUAUGAGAUAUCUAUGUACAAGUAGUUAUGGAUUGUUGUUGGUCAAGAAAGUUUCCUACCUGUGUUCCUCCAAACACUGGGCAUAUUUUUUGUAUUUUAAUACUGUAAAUACAUUUAUUUCCCAAAAAUAAUUUCAGUUUGCAUUUUUACUUAAGUUUGCAAGUGGACUUAAGAAUUGAGUACAAAGUUACAUUGCUGUCACAAACACGGAUAACGGAGUGAUGUUUCUUGGGUGAUGUCUAUAUUGGCAGCUGGUGUGUGUGUGCAAAAUACUGAACUGUGAAUUUUACAGAAAUGCCUCUAAUUAUUAGUCAUCUUUGCUCCAUCAAAUGACCUUUUAUAUGUAAUGUUUAACUUGUUUUUCAUGUUUGUGUUUUUUUUUUUUGAUAUUUGCUUUUUAAUAGAUUCUUAAAAUUCAUUCUCAAAGUUAUUAUUAGAUCUAUAUUCCUGUGACCUAUUUCUUCACUCUUGCAUGUUUGUAUUGUAAUUAAGUACAGUAGGGUUGACUUUUUAUCAUAUUUAUUCAAUCUAAUUCUAAUGCAUCAUCUUGUAUAGACUUCCUGCAUCAUUUAGCCCUUAAUUGGUCGCAUCUUUGUCUUCUAAACAUAACUUUUGUGUAAUGACAUAUUCUGAGUAUUACAUGGAAUCUACAAAAUUGAAGUAUUGUAUAUAUUAACCUCUUUUUCAGUCAACAUAUUAGAUAUACAAUCUUUGCAAAAAUCCAUAUGCAUAGAAGAAGGUACAUAUAAGUAAGAAAGGUAAGCUGUUAAAACAUGUUUUUUGUUUUUUUUUACCUAAGCACUUGAUUUAAAUUUCUGCUUUGUCAUAGGUAAUCUUAUUUUUUCUUUUCUGUAGAAGAAUUUGCAAUCCUCCUGAAAGUUUAGGAGCAAAGAAUAUAUUUUAGGAGCAAUGCACAAUUUAGUUUCUUCAGUCCUUUGUUUUCUCAUGUAUUCAAUAACAGGAUUGCAUACCACAUCCAAUCACCACUACCAGGUGAGAGCUGGGUUUAAGACAUUGCAGAGGCCCUAUCCUGUCUUCCUGUGUUGAUCACACUGUCACCAUAGUACAGUAUAGUGGAGAACCUGCAGCCGGUCAGGGCAGAUCAUUUAAUACAGGGGUCCUCAAACUGCGGCUCUCCAGAUGUUGCUGAACUACAACUCCCAUGAUUCUUUGGCUAUGUAUGUAAUUCAAAGAAUAGGAGUUGUAGUUCAGCAACAUCUGGAGGGCCACAGUGUGAGGACGCCUGAUUUAAUAUAUCAUUUAGUAUGAAUCAAAGAUAAUUUAUAUUUUAAGUGGAUUUGUAAUUGGAAAUGUAAGCAUGUAUUAAAUGACAUUUAAC
Messenger RNA from Pelobates cultripes (western spadefoot toad), 27176 nucleotides. Lineage: Eukaryota; Metazoa; Chordata; Amphibia; Anura; Pelobatidae. The record is from the annotation of a GenBank genome assembly.